AUGAAGGGCCACCACCACCACCUGGCGCCGCUGUCGCCAGCGACGGCGGCCAAGCGCCGCUGCACCGGCAUGGCGGCCGCGGUCCCGGCGCUGGUGCUCUGCUCCGUCCUCCUGCCACUCGCCUUCCUCCUCGGCCUCCACAGCAUCGGGUACGGAUCGGAGGAGCGCGCGGCCGUCGUCAUCAGCACCGAACUGGGACUGGGGAAGCACAAGCAUCUUGACGGGCCGGGCAUGAAGCACAAGCUGCUCAAGGAUGUUUCCAAAAUGAUAACCUCGGGGUCGAACGGGAUUUCCGGUGAGAAAUCUAGUAGAUCAAAGUCCAGGAAUCUUGCUGCCAAAUCAAAGAUCAAGGAUGCUUUCUCCUUUGUUGAGCUAAACAAUGACACAUCCAAAAAGAGAGGAUCUCAUACACAGAGAAGAUAUCAACUGAAGGACCUGUCAUGGAGAUCAAUGGAUACUGCUGUUGAUGGGAAGGAGAGCCAAGGCCAGGAAGUAGCACAAGAGGAGAAUCCCAAGUCCUGUGAACUUGAAUAUGGAAGCUACUGCCUCUGGUCUGUUGAGCAUAAGGAAGAGAUGAAAGAUGCUAUUGUGAAGAGGCUUAAAGAUCAACUGUUUAUGGCCAGAGCCUAUUAUCCUAGUAUUGCAAAACUGAAGCACCAGGAAAGAUUUACACGUGAGUUGAAGCAACAUAUCCAAGAACAUGAACGCAUGCUCAGCGACACCAUUGCAGAUGCUGAUCUUCCACCAUUUUUCGCAAAGAAGCUAGAGAAAAUGGAAGGCACAAUUGAGAGAAUCAAGUCUUGUGAAGUUGGCUGCUCCAAUGUUGAACGGAAACUUAGGCAGCUACUUGAUCUAACUGAAGAUGAAGCUUAUUUCCAUACAAGGCAGAGUGCAUUUCUCUAUCAUCUCGGGGUCCAGACUAUGCCAAAAACUCACCAUUGUUUGAGCAUGAGAUUGACAGUAGAGUAUUUCAAAUCUGUAUCUCCUCAGAGGGAGCUAUUAAAUAAGCAGAAAUAUGAAGACACUGCCUUCUAUCACUAUGUAAUGUUCUCCAGGAAUGUACUUGCAGCUUCGACUACUAUCAAUUCAACAGCCAUGAACUCCAAGGAUUCUGGCAGCGUUGUUUUCCAUGUAUUCACCGACACCCAGAAUUUUUAUGCAAUGAAGCAUUGGUUUGACAGAAACUCAUAUUUGGACGCUAAUGUUCAUGUGACUAACAUUGAGGAUCACAACAAGCUCUCUAAGGAUGUUGAAUCUCUUGAGAGGCAACAAUUAUGGCCUACAGAGGAAUUUCGUUUCACGUUUCGUAAUCAUUCUCAGCCUCUCCGGAGGCAGAUGAAAACUGAGUACAUAUCUGUUUUUGGCCAUUCACAUUUCCUCUUGCCUGAUCUUCUUCCUAGCUUGAAUAGAGUAGUUGUUCUAGAUGAUGAUAUGAUUGUCCAGAAAGACCUGUCAUCUCUUUGGAACCUCAAUAUGGGAGACAAAGUAAUAGGUGCUGUACAGUUCUGUGGAGUUAGAUUAGGUCAGUUGAAAGCUUAUGUAGAGGAAAACAAUUUCGACGUGGAUUCAUGCGUAUGGUUCUCUGGUCUGAAUGUAAUUGAAUUGGAGAAAUGGAGGGAUCUUGGCAUUACCAGCUUGCAUGAUCAGUCACUUCAAAAGGAUAGUUCGGUAUCACAUAGACUUGAAGCACUCCCUAGAGGUUUACUUGCCUUUCAAGACCUGAUAUAUCCUUUGAAAGGUUCAUGGGUUCAAUCAGGACUUGGGUAUGAUUAUGGAAUUAGCCGUGUCGAUAUAGAAAAGGCGGCUACUCUGCACUACAAUGGUGUCAUGAAACCUUGGCUUGAUUUGGCAAUACACAGCUAUAAGGGCUAUUGGAGAAAGUACAUGACUAAUGGGGAGAGGUUCAUGGCAGAAUGCAAUAUACAUUAA
Molecule: messenger RNA, 1929 nt
Organism: Triticum turgidum subsp. durum (durum wheat)
Lineage: Eukaryota; Viridiplantae; Streptophyta; Magnoliopsida; Poales; Poaceae
Source: the annotation of a GenBank genome assembly